This is a messenger RNA of Columba livia (rock pigeon), 3864 nucleotides long. RefSeq names its product zinc finger protein 367 (gene ZNF367). NCBI's taxonomy places the organism in Eukaryota, Metazoa, Chordata, Aves, Columbiformes, Columbidae. Bases 458 to 1450 code for a protein of 330 amino acids. The record is from RefSeq and is a predicted model, not a curated record. Gene Ontology annotation, molecular function: DNA-binding transcription factor activity, RNA polymerase II-specific; RNA polymerase II cis-regulatory region sequence-specific DNA binding. Gene Ontology annotation, biological process: regulation of transcription by RNA polymerase II. The transcript is spliced from 5 exons.
UUGAUUGGCUACGCCCAGGCGCGAAAUGUAACGCGGGAAAACCUGAGGCUCGGCCUGGGCUGUAGGCGCGGAGGGGUCGCGGCGGCUCCUCCUCGGGCAUCGCCGGGACCGGGGCUACCGGAGGGGUCGGCGCCGCUUCGGAAAGGUGCGAGGACGCUGCGGCUGCUUCAUCCCGGCCGUUGCUAUGGCUGGGGGCUGCCGUUGACUUUGCGGAUCCGUUCGGGGGUGGCCGCGGAAGGGGAAGGGAAGGCACUGAGACCCCGCCGGGAGCCGCCGUCCCCGGCGAUGAGCGGCUGAGGCAGGCCCGAGCGGAGACAGGUGGCGGCGGUUUGCAGUACCUCCGUGCCGCUCCACAUCCCCCAUCCCGGGAGCCGGGCUCGAACAAGGGGCUAAGCCGCCGCGGAGCGCCCCCGCGCCCUCACCCCCUUCACAGCGCCGGUGCCCGCGGGGGUCGGCGAUGGCAGAGCGGCUGGCACCGGGCCUUCCGCUGAUUUUUUGUCAGGACUCCCCAAAGCGCGUCCUGGUUUCCGUUAUCAAAACCACCCCAAUCAAACCCUCCUCGCGGGGGGGCGGCGAGGAGCCAUCUGCCGCCCCGCCCAUCCCCACCAGCCCCGGCUUCAGCGACUUCAUGGUCUACCCCUGGCGCUGGGGCGAGAACGCCCACAACGUGACCCUCAGCCCCGGCAGCACCACCGCCCCCUCGGCCCUCCCGCCGGCCCGCGGAGGAGCGGGCAGACCCCAGGCUGGGGAUGAGGAGGAGGCGGCGAGCCCGGACGGUGGCGGCAGGGACCGGCACCUGAAGGAUGGAAUACGGCGUGGCCGGCCGAGAGCGGACACCGUCCGUGACCUGAUCAGCGAAGGAGAGCACUCUUCCAGUAGGAUACGCUGCAAUAUCUGCAACAGGGUCUUUCCACGAGAGAAAUCACUGCAGGCCCACAAACGAACUCACACCGGUGAAAGGCCUUACUUGUGUGACUAUCCAGACUGUGGGAAAGCCUUUGUUCAGAGUGGGCAGCUCAAAACUCACCAGCGUCUCCACACAGGGGAGAAACCUUUCGUCUGCUCAGAGAAUGGCUGUUUAAGCAGAUUCACGCAUGCAAAUCGCCAUUGCCCCAAACAUCCAUAUGCCCGACUGAAGAGGGAAGAGUUCACAGACGAGCUGAACAAGAAGCAGACAGCUGACAAUAAAGCUGUGGCUGAGUGGCUAGCAAAAUACUGGGAGAGUAGAGAACAGCGUGCUCCUGCUUUGAAAACUAAAACAAUACAGAAAACAGAUCAGGAACAGCAGGACCCAAUGGAAUAUCUUCAGUCCGAUGAAGAGGAUGAUGAAGAGAAGAACAGCGCUCAUUCAGCUGCUCGCCGCCGCCUCCAGGAACAGCGUGAACGCAUGCACGGCGCACUGGCUCUCAUCGAGCUUGCAAACCUUGCUGUGGCGCCGCUUCGACAGUAGAUAGAAACAGAGUCUGCCUAUACAAAAUGUACUUCCUGGUGGUACUUAAACCAGUUAGAUCAUGGGCAUAAGCUAAGCACCUUAUUUGCUUAUCAUAGGCUGCUAUUCUGUAGAAUUUAUGAAGAAUGUUGUUGCCCCAUAACGUGGGGUGAGAGAAUUGCACUUUUUGUAAGGUAAAAGACGGAUGUAAAGUUUCUAAGUAUUUGUAAAUAUAGGACUGCAUAAUGCAGGGUUGACAAAGUUAUGUGUUGUGGGAAGCUAGAUUUUGCAAGGUUAAUUCAUUUAUUUGAAGCAGUUUUCAGAGGAAGCACUUUCUGAACAAAGUGUUCGCGAUUAAUAGAAUGGUACAUGUGGCCAAAGAAGGCUGACAAAAGUAUUUAUCUGACUAUUUAAGCAAAUUUAUAUUAAGUUGUAGGUCUGAAGAUGUUAAGCAGCAAUGAAACAGUGUGUUUCUGAUGUCAGUUUAUCUUUACCUAGUAACACUGAAGUGGAAGGCAAAGUUUAGUUAAACACAACUUGUAGAGAGGAAGAAACUGCUUCAUGUAAGGAAAAAAAGAUUGUUCAGGAUCUUCGCUGUGACUGCUCAAGGUAUGAGGCUUGACUUUGCUGUUUUAUGUUUUCUGAUUUGAUUUCAGCAGAGAAUCUCUUGGUAGCACUUGUUAUUCCUAACGUGAUGUUAGGAGCUUUUGCACAUUGUUUGGUUUAUCUGAAAAUGAUUAGUCUUGCAAAGUCUAGACAAAGGAAAACAAUUGGUGAUAUUUUUUUCAGAUAUUUUUGGACCCUGUAGUGAUUUGGCACUUGAUUUUGUUAAUAAAGGCGGUAUUUACAGGGUGGUAUUGAUUCGUAGUAAACUAUUCUAGAUCUCCUAUUAGCAAACACUAAGUUUUAAAGUAUUGCUUUUAUAUGAUUACUAGCAAAUAGAAGCCUCCGUACUUUCUGCGCAUAAAGCCACCUUACUGCUUUACUUCAGGAUAACAUGCCAAUUUUGUGUUCACUAACUGUAGUACAGCUAUCAAUUAAACACUGCAGAAAAGUAUUCACUAUACAACUAGAAAAUAGGCUUCCAAAGAUAGCGUGUUAACAUGUGUGAUUUCAUAUAUUUCCCAAAUAAAUGAAGUUACAGAAUGCUGCCUAGUACUCAGAUGCUCAUAUAAAAUGUUUAGGAGGAUAUGUUGUCACUUUGUUAUAUACUUUCAAAUAGUAUUGACUCAUGGUGAUCUUUUUCGGUAAUUUGCUUUGAAGGCAGCCAGAGUCCUAAUGUGCUAACGAAACCUUAUUUUAAAAUCGGACUUCAUGAUGUGUGUUUUGGUUUGUGUUGGUUUUGGUUUUAUUUUUAUUUUUUUAAGCUACUGCUUUAGGGGAUAUUAAUAAUUCAUAUUUACUGACCUACUUGCUUUAACUCAUUCCUUGUAUUGAAGGUCAGGAAAUUCAGGUGAGAAGGGAAGCCACUUUCCCUCUCGCUUAAACAAGAGGAAGAAAUAAUUUUAUCAAUCGCUUGGUAUAGACUGACCAGGGCAUUCAGCUGUUCCAGAAAAGCAGCGUGAUUUUACACCAGAAACUACAGCUAUUGGAUUAUGUUCUCUGAUAAUCCGUUGGUUGGAAAUCUCAUUAACCCAGUUUGUUCAAAUCAUGAUUGAUGCACUUACCUAAAUAGUAACUGAGUAAUAAAAAAAAAAAAAUCAUUUUCAUUGAAUGUAAAUAACUCUGUACCAGUUAUACGGUUUACCUUUUCCUUACAGCUCCCAAACUGACGUGGAGCUUAUUUGUUCCUGUUUAGGCUUAAAAAAGCCUAAACUUUCAGGCUUAGGAAACACUCCAGUUGUUCUAGGCUUCUUAAUCUAGGUAAAACUGGUAAUUAGUGUUAAGUUUGGAGUUUCUCAAAUAAGUUACAUGUUUUCGACUGUUCAGUUGGCUGUAUGCAUAUAGUCUGAUCCCAAAAUGAGCCCUGAGCAUAAAUCUGUUGUGCUUCUGAGUCAUAACUCAGAAUUGCUCCUGAGUAAUAUUUCACAGGGCACAAGACUGUGUAAUUACCAGCCAGUUGCAGAGCAGAGUCAACUUCAUUUGGAUUUUUUUUUUAAUACUUUUCUUUUUUUCCCAGUCGGCUGUAACGCUUUGGGCAACUGGCAGAAUAUUUGUGCAAGUAUGACAAGCACACUGAAUUUUACUUUGCUGUAGACAAAAAUGAGACAGCUGAAGCAGUUUUGUGUUGUAAGAAGUUUUGAAUAAAAUACCAAGUUAAAAAAAAAAAAUGACUGACUUUUUUGUUCUUUAAAGAAGUUAUUACAUACAGAAGAUCUUGAAGUGUUCAGUGCUUUGAAAGAUUAAGUUGUAGUUUGGCAUGACUUAACAGCAGGAGAGUGGAUGUGCUGCCAUUUAACAGAUGCUUUGAAUAAAAUCUUGGUUUAAAUUUUGAA